Molecule: messenger RNA, 841 nt
Organism: Boleophthalmus pectinirostris (great blue-spotted mudskipper)
Lineage: Eukaryota; Metazoa; Chordata; Actinopteri; Gobiiformes; Gobiidae
Gene: gpx8
Product: glutathione peroxidase 8 (putative)
Exons: 3
Coding region: 1-633 (210 amino acids)
Biological process (GO): response to oxidative stress
Molecular function (GO): glutathione peroxidase activity
Source: RefSeq, a predicted model, not a curated record
AUGGAGGCUUUAGGGGGCUACCCUGUGAAGUCCUCCAGCCUGAAAGCUAAACGUUUGAGGGUGCUUCUGAGUAUGACCGUGGGUGUAGGAUGUCUAUUCCUUUUGCAGACCCAGUUGGUGAAACACAGAAAGCCAAAAGACUUUUAUUCUUUCGACGUUAGAGACGCAAAGGGGAGGACGUUUUCCUUGGAAAAGUACCGAGGGAAAGUUUCUCUAGUUGUAAACGUGGCGAGUUUCAGCGACAACACGGAGGCAAACUACCAGUUUCUGCAGGAGCUGCACAGAGAACUGGGCACCUCUCACUUUAAUGUGCUAGCCUUCCCCUGCGGUCAGUUUGGGGACACUGAGCCCGGGACCAGCAGGGAUAUUGAGGCUUAUGCCAAGUCUACGUACGGCGUCACGUUUCCUUUCUUCAGCAAAAUCAAAUUACUGGGCAAAGAGGCGGACCCUGCCUUCAAAUUCCUCACAGAUUCUGUGCAGAAAACUGUAAAAUGGAACUUCUGGAAGUUUCUUGUGGACACAGAGGGAAAAGUGGUUCGAUUCUGGAGGAACACUGAAUCUGUGGAAAGUGUGCGUGAGGAUGCAAGGGCAAUGGUUCGAGAAAUCAUCUUAAAGAGGAGAGCUGAGCUAUGACACAGUUGCUCAAACAGACUCAUAUACAUCUGUUGUGUUCUGACACCAAGAGAAAACUUAAUUGUUGCCAGGGUCAUGCCUUCUUCUAACCCUGCAUCAUUAAAAAGGUGACCACCUGUCAGCAACGUCCUGAGGUAACAUUAACAUUUGCAGCUGAAAACUUCCAAGACUUGUAUUUUUUAAAAAUAAAUUGAUUUGAAAUAUUUCA